Ceratotherium simum simum (southern white rhinoceros) is the source of this 628-nucleotide messenger RNA. The record is from RefSeq and is a predicted model, not a curated record. Lineage: Eukaryota; Metazoa; Chordata; Mammalia; Perissodactyla; Rhinocerotidae.
GCCUCGGUCUGGCUUCCCGCUGGAGUGCGGGAUUGGUGCUCCGCGCGCCAUGGAGGGCGACGUCCUGGGGGAGGAAGCUCUGCUGCGGAAGCUCAGGGACAGCCGCCGCCGCUUCCAGAAGCGCAUGCAGCGGCUGAUAGAGAAGUACAACCAGCCCUUCGAGGAUGCCCCGCUGGUGCAGAUGUCCACGCUGACCUACGACACGCCCGAGGGAUUGAGAAUUUGGGGUGGAAGACUUGUAAAGGAAAGAAACAAGGAACAAAUCCAGGUACUAACUAUCAAAUUUUAUUGCCAGCAUUCCUUGCCGAGGGGGAAUACUGAUGUUAAUAAAGGUGUGGACCUGGCCAUAGUGCCUAGAAAUGCCGGUGUCUCAGUACAAGGGACCAGUGGUACCAGCCUCUCGAGCAGCCAGUCCUUCGAGGCCGACGACAUUUGCGACAUGACCAUCAGCGACAUGUAUGCGGGCAUGCUGCACUCAAUGAGCCGGCUGCUGAGUGCAAAGCCAUCAUGCAUCAUCUCCACCAAGACGUUCAUCCUUCAAAACUGGAACUCCAGGAGGAGGCACAGGUGCAAGAGCAGGAUGAACAGGACGUACUGCCGAGCAGUUCAGUUUGUGCGGCUCUCUUAA